Molecule: messenger RNA, 2468 nt
Organism: Prunus avium (sweet cherry)
Lineage: Eukaryota; Viridiplantae; Streptophyta; Magnoliopsida; Rosales; Rosaceae
Gene: RVE1
Product: Homeodomain-like superfamily protein
Molecular function (GO): DNA binding
Source: RefSeq, a predicted model, not a curated record
UUCAUCAAUAACAAAAAAUAAAAGCAGAGACUGAUGCUGACGUGUCACCACCUGGUUUCUUCUUUUUUUCUCAUCACACACCCACAACCCUGCACUAUUCAACUCUCGCUCCUCUCUCUCUCUCUCUCUCUCCUUAUUUUGCUUUUUUCUACCUUCCUCCUUCUUCUUCUGGUUCAGUUUUAUCCACUUGGGUUUUGCUCUUUCCUCUGUCCAAGUGAAACCCAGUUCUUGUUUUCUUCUUGAAAGAAAGAAAUCGUUUCCAAUUUUUGAGGUCCUGUGAGCUAAAAGCAAUGGAGUUGUUUGACCAAAAACCUGGCUUUAGAUUGUGAAAGUCUAGUUUGGGGAACAAAUAAAAUGGACCCAAGGCCAUAUAGAAUUAGCUGUCUGAACAGAAAGAGUGUAAAUUUAUGAGUAUUUUCUUCUUGUAUGAGUGUGGGGAAGAUAGAGACAAGGGUUUGUUUUGGUUUUUGCUUGCUAGAGGAGUGAGGAAAAACGGUGUCGUAUCUCACAGAAUUGAGGAAGAGGUCAACUUUGCAUGGUGGGUGGAUUAAUGCUCUCUCCAGAUAUGGCUGCUGCUCAAGAUCAAUAUGAUGGUAGUCGUUCAGAAAGUGUUCUCUCAGCAAACAAUGGGGUUUCAUUUAGUGCUUCUGGGCUCCAGUUGAAGGAUCAGUUCUCUAAUGGAAAUGACUCUGCUCCCAAGGCGAGAAAACCAUACACAAUCACAAAACAAAGAGAGAGAUGGACAGAGGAAGAGCAUAAGAAAUUCCUUGAAGCUUUAAAGCUGUAUGGUCGAGCCUGGCGAAAGAUAGAAGAGCAUGUUGGCACCAAGACUGCAGUUCAGAUUCGAAGUCAUGCUCAAAAGUUCUUUUCUAAGGUUGCUCGUGACUCAAAUGGCAGCAACGUAAUCUCGGAAGAGCCCAUUGACAUCCCUCCUCCUCGACCAAAACGGAAGCCAAUGCGUCCUUAUCCCCGAAAACUUGUACACCCUGUUAAUAAAGAGACCUUUAUUGUAGAGCGGCCAACAAGGUCUGCAUCUCCAAAUUUAUCAGUUUCGGAGCCAGAAAACCAGUCUCCAACAUCAGUAUUAUCUGUGAUUGGCUCAGAUACACUGGGUUCCGCUGAUUCAAAUACACCCAGUCGUAGUUUAUCACCCGUUUCAUCUGCUGCUGAUGUCCAUGGUGUGGACUUAAAUCAUUCUGAGCCCCCCAACCCAUCACUGGAGGAAAGUGGAUCUACAUCACCAUCUGUAGCAGAAAAUGGUUCACUUCCUAACAUGCAAUUAUCAAUGAAGCUUGAGUUAUUUCCCACGGAUAAUGUUGCUGCUAGUGGAGUUUCAGCUGAGGAGGUAUCCGCACGAAGCCUUAAACUCUUUGGAAGAACUGUAUUGGUCACGGAUUCCUACAGACCAUCUUCUCCAACCUCGGGAACUUCAAAAUCACUGCCUUCUGAUGUGAAAGAGGAGAAACCUGUGCAGACAUCAACACCAUGUAACUUUACAGCUACAGAAUCUGCAUCUGGGAGUGUGGAACAUGUUUGGGAUAAUUUUCCCUAUGGAGUACAUCCAGGCAUGUAUUUUAUGCAAUUUCAGAAUCAGAACUCAAAUCUGGUAGAAUCUGGUUCUGCUUAUUCUGCACCAUGGUGGACCUUAUGUCCAAAAUUGCCAUUUCCUUUUAUUCCAUUCCAUAAGCCGCAAGCAGUAAAAGAACAUUUUGAUGGUAAUCUUGGAGAUCCUAAGGAAGUUGAGAAGGAAGGGUCUUGGACUGGUUCAGAUGCUGGAUCAGUCAAUGAUGAGGAAAACGGUGACAAAUGUCUAGGUAUUGAGACUGAGGGUAAAGAACAAGAGCCAAAUUCGGUUCUCCAAUUUAAGGCAAGUGCAAACUCAGCCUUCUCUGAAUUAAGAGCAAGCCCUAGCCCUGGAAAGUGUAGAAAAGGAUUUGUACCGUAUAAAAGAUGUUUGGCUGAGAGAGACACCUCUACAAUAGCAAGUGAAGACAGGGAUGGGAAAAGAGUCCACCUUUCCUUGUAAUGUCCUGCUAUUGAGGUUUGUCGUAGAAUCUUUCUAUGUUAGUCAAGAGGUCUUUUUUCACAGAACAAGGAACUUGUUUCCGGUACCGUUUAGUUUAAGAUGUGAUCAGUUUCAGCUGCUGGUGGAUGACUCAAAAUGGGAAAAAUUAAUGUGGUACCGUUUAGUUAAGAUGUGACCAGUUUCAGCUGCUGGUAGAUGACUCAAAAUGGGAAAAACAGUAAGUAGCAUUUCUGUGGCCUUGCAGAUUCUAUUAUGGUAGUUCUGGUUUUGACCUCUCAACUGUGUAAGGCAAGCUUGCCAUUUCUUGUAUGUUUCGUAUCUCCAUGCUUUGCUUUUACAACCAGCACUUGGUACUACAAGCUUUUGUAUUACUUUCCAUUCUUUUUCCUUCUUUGUAACUAUGAAUUUCAUAUAGUCUCAGUGUUAACAUUUAUGAGUUGAA